AUGGCUACCGUAAUCCGCAGGUGGCCUCGUUGCCCGGGCUCUCGGCCCUGUCCAGGCGCUCGGUUGGCUGGAAACCGAAGUUUUUCAAGUUCUGCGUCGUCCAGACGGUCGAGCUCAUCAGACGCACAAUAUGUAGCGGAGGCGUUUCUCAACAAGUUUUCCAAGGGACAGACGUUUGUGCGCAAACAAUUACUCGAUGCCAACCAGCUGCGAUUGUUUUCCCUUACUUUAAACCGGCCACAUCUAUGGCCCAGUUCAGCUUUACUGUCCAAAACGCUGGAGGAGACGGAGCCACUGGCCGGAACACCUGUGCCGGCGGGCUACCAUUUAAUCUACUUCACACCGGCUCAGCUUGAAGGUAUCCUCGGACAAGAUGGGACCGAUGCAUCAUUCAACCCAGAACCUCCAUUUACACGCCGCAUGUGGGCUGGAGGAUCGUGUCAUUGGCCUGGCGCAGACCCCGGUAACGGUGAACAGGCGCUGCUAAGGGUAGGCGACAUCACGACAGAGGUGACGAGAGUGUUGAGUUGUGAGCCAAAGGUGAUCAAGAAGACGGGCGAGAGUAUGCUCCUGGUGGGCGUUGAAAAGGAGUUCCGCAACAGUAAGGACGAGCUCUGCGUGCUGGACCGACGCAACUGGGUGUUCAGGACGGCCCUGGAUCCCUCCACGCCGGCACCCGUGGUGCCUAAGCCUCCCGAAUUGUCUCCAGCCGAGCUCGAGGAAGCAGCGAAAGGCAAGAUCGUCAAAGAGUACAAUCGCUCCGAAGUCACUCUUUUCCGGUUCUCAGCCUUGACGUUCAACGCUCAUCGGAUCCAUUACGAUAAGCCUUGGGCUACCGAGGUGGAAGGUCAUCGGGGCGUCGUCGUCCACGGACCCAUGAAUUUGAUUGCCAUGUUGGAUUUGUGGCGCGACGAGACCGUCGACCAGGGUGUAGGCACCGCCCGUAACGACAUUGUGUACCCUCAAAAGAUCAACUAUCGCGCAACCAGUCCCGUGUACGCAGGGGAGCCGUAUCGUGUCAUGAUGAAUGCGGAUGCGGUCGAUGCGAAGGAGGCAGAUAUCGUAGUGGUCAGCAACGACGGCACAACUUGCAUGAAGGGGACAGUGACUGAUUGGUAG
This is a messenger RNA of Exophiala dermatitidis NIH/UT8656, 1119 nucleotides long. RefSeq lists its product as uncharacterized. The coding region runs from base 1 to 1119 and encodes 372 amino acids. Gene Ontology annotation, molecular function: (3R)-hydroxyacyl-[acyl-carrier-protein] dehydratase activity. The record is from RefSeq and is a predicted model, not a curated record. Lineage: Eukaryota; Fungi; Ascomycota; Eurotiomycetes; Chaetothyriales; Herpotrichiellaceae. The transcript has a single exon. Gene Ontology annotation, cellular component: mitochondrion.